Molecule: messenger RNA, 2759 nt
Organism: Aureobasidium subglaciale EXF-2481
Lineage: Eukaryota; Fungi; Ascomycota; Dothideomycetes; Dothideales; Saccotheciaceae
Exons: 3
Coding region: 87-2327 (746 amino acids)
Biological process (GO): DNA-templated transcription; positive regulation of transcription from RNA polymerase II promoter by galactose
Cellular component (GO): nucleus
Molecular function (GO): RNA polymerase II cis-regulatory region sequence-specific DNA binding; DNA-binding transcription factor activity, RNA polymerase II-specific; zinc ion binding
Source: RefSeq, a predicted model, not a curated record
CUUGGAGUUUUCGCGAUGACUGCAGAUGGUAGAAUGAAAGACAAUGUCGCUAUCGUCUGCUCACGUGCUAGUUGUACAGUGAUAACAUGAGCACGCCCGUCGUAUCUGGUGCGACAAGACGAUCUCAGGCAGCUGCGGAGGACAGCUUGGCGUGCAAAGAAUGCCGUCGUCGCAAGGCCAAUUGCGACCAUAAGAUACCAGAAUGCUCAACAUGCAAGCGUUAUAAGCGUCAUUGUCUUUACGACAGACUAGGGAAGACGCCGCUGACCAGAAGGCAUCUCACGGAGGUCGAGCAUCGAUUGUCGCGUGCUGAAGCGAUACUGAAGAGACUCUUCUCGGAUCAAGAGGUAUCCUAUCUGCUUGAUCUUGAAAAGUCGGGUGAUGUGCCUGUCCUCCCAGCCAUCAGGAAUGUGUCCCAAACACAUACACCACGAACGGCUAGUCCGGCAGGAGGCAGCGUAGAGUCGCCAGCUGUUCCUCCACAACAACAGCAACAGACAUCUCAGUCUCAAAUUUCGAACCAAGGAAGCGCUGGCUUUGAGGAUCCCGGGUCUACAUGGAGCUUUCCGACCAUUGAUGUCGAGCCAGAUCUAACAGCGGCCUUGUAUCCCGACGGCGACGAGGAGUUCGAGUGGGAUGAAAGGGAGCAAACAGGUCUUGGUGGCGGGGUUGCGAUUGCAGAGAAUGAUGAGGAGGGCGUCCGAAAGGUCAUUGACGGUAUGGCCACGCUUACUGUCGAUGCCGCCAACUACGGAUACCUUGGCAUGGCCUCCGGUGCUUCUCAUCUGCGUUCCCUAUGGAUGGAGUCUGGAAACAGUCCUUCGUGGGAUUCUGGUGCCUGGAAUGACCGAAGACAAGACUUGCAGCAUCUGCUCAAGCGACAGACGGAAAGUGCCACAAUAGCUUCAGCUGUGCAGACACAAACGCUGGUGACCAGAGCUAUGGUUGAUGUAUUCGUGGACGCUUUCUUUGUUCGAUACCAUCCAGUAUUUCCCAUCUUACACGAGCCAACUUUCAGAGCUCAGUAUGCUAGCAGAAUGGCUCGACCAGGUCAAGGAAUCUGGCUCGUCUUGGUGAACAUUGUUGCAGCACUUGGUGCUUUCGUCACAAAUCCUAGCUCGGCAGACGAUACGAGCUUGUCAAUCUUCCGGACAGCGAAGCGCUACCUUGCAGUCAACGCUCUGGAAACAGGCAAUCUGACGCUUGUGCAAGCAUUCGGUAUGUCGGCAAUGUUUCUUCAAAAGAUCAACAAGCCCAAUACUGGCUAUAAUUAUGGCGGAGUAGCAAUCAGAAUGGCCAUUGGACUUGGUUUGCACAAAGAGUUUGGGUCUCAGCACAUGAGCCCGUUCAAACAAGAGUUGCGUCGAAGGGUGUGGUGGUCGCUCUGCGUCCUGGAUGUAGGAGCCACGAUAACUUACAGCCGUCCGUUGAUCUGGCCGCAAGUGGGGGUCGAUGUAGCUCUGCCAUCGAACAUUCGGGAACAGGAUCUGAUGGCCAAUUCGACUGUAACACCGGCCGAAGUUGACGAGACUACUGUAAACACGUAUCUACGAGUUCAGUCUUCUUAUCAUCUGCAGACGAUGCCGAUAUACAAUCGACUGAUCAGUAACCCGCCGCCUCUGCCAGAAGAGCUUUUGAGACUUGACUCGACUAUUGUUGAGUCUUGGCUGCGUCAGGUGCCACAUUACUUCCAUGAUAGUAGCGGACCAUUGCUCGAAGAUCGAUUCGCAUUGCCUCAUGGUAUCAACUGCUGGAGAUAUCGAAACCUUCGAAUCGUGAUAUUCAGGCCGUUGCUGGUGAAGUGGGCGUCACAGAAUGGAUCCGAGGAGACCCUCACGUGGCACGAACAGGAAGAAACCAACCGGUGCUUGCGUGCUGCUCGAGAAAGUAUAACCUCGAUUCAGAACUUCUGGAAGUCAAGAUCGCAGACCAGGCUGACUGCGUUUUAUGUCUUAUACUUUCUCUUCCAAGCAGCGCUUAUCCCAAUUCAUUGUCUGCGUUCCAAGUCUCAAUCAAGACUGGCACCAGAGUGGCGAGACCAGGUGACUGCAACAUUAGACGUGGUCGAAUCGAUGAUUGGGCUGAAUCCGAGCGCAUCCAAGUGUCGUGACGUUAUCAUGAGUCUCUGCGGCUCUUAUCUUCGCGAUAUGGAUGAUGAAUUCGUGGAUUAUGAACAGGCGUUCAACUUCGAGCCUACCAUGGAUGCAACAGCAUGGAUGGCGGGGUGCGCGCCUACAUUGAUCAACGAGAACCUAUGGGCUGGAAGUCUGGACAAUACUAGUGCAGAUUUGUCGUUCAGCAAUUGGGAGGGCGAUUGGAACAUCUGAUAGCUUACAGUUGUUCCUGGGUCCGAAAUGCAGACGCAGAAUGGAAGGAGUGUUGCGAAGGUGGUUGGAAAGAUUGGUUGUCGACAACAUGAAUACAACAUGUCUGGCAAAGGGCAGGAACCGACCAACUGGGUCAGUCGUAUGGCUGGAGCGCUCCUUCCGCCAACAGAGAUGCACCCAGCCGCCGCUGCUUGCAACGCGUUUGCGCGUCCAUCUCCACCACCACGCCGCCAACACACACCCCACUACAAUAUCCUCGAAGAUUGAGGCCUAAUCAACAAUCAGUCGUCUUAGUCUAGUGGUUUAAGACGCUGCUCCCCCAUACACUCAGGAGUCAUCCUGAGUGACCAGAGGUCAAGCAGAGGUCGCGAGUUCGAAUCUUGCAGACGACAUUGAUCAGUUCUUUUUGUGCUCGUGUGGUUUUCUACGCAU